AUGAAUGAAAUUCACUCAAAGCUGCCCAAUGAAGCCAUUCCAAUGAUAGAGAUGGAGUUUGCAUCAGAGAAUAUAGCUUAUGAUUUCUACAACAUAUAUUCUAGAGCUAUUGGAUUUGGAAUUCGGUUAAGUAAAUUUCAUAGAGAUGACAACACUGGUACUAUUCUAGAUAGGAUCAUUUGUUGUUCUUUUAAAGGUUCAAGGGGAAAAGAUAAAAGGGCCCCUUAUGUGAAGAAAAAUCGAGCUUUGACACGAGUUGGAUGCUCUGCAAUGAUAAAAGUAAGCUCCCGAAUUAAUGGACUAUUUCGUAUCAUUAAAUUCGAACCACAACACAAUCAUGUUCUGUCAACACCAUCAAAGACUCAUCUAUUUCGUUCACAUAAAAGUAUCAACUCAUCUCAAGCUAGUGAACUUGAUACGUCAUGCUCUUAUGGCAUUGCACCAAAAGCAAGUAUGGAGUUGAUGAGUAGAAGGGCUGGUGGGAGAGAUAAUCUUGGUUUUCUGCGUGUAGAUUGUAAUAAUUAUUUGAGGAAGAAAAGAGAGAAAGAAAUGAAAGUUGGAGAUACCGGUGGGGUUUUAGAGUACUUGCAACGCAAGCAAACUGAUGAUCCGAAGUUUUUUUAUGCCAUACAAGUUGAUGUGGAUGAUCUCAUCACAAAUAUUUUUUGGGCUGAUGCAAGAAUGAUGUCUGAUUAUGACUAUUUUGGUGAUGUAGUAUGUUUUGAUAUUACUUGCAAAAAACAGAAAGAUGGUCGUCCAUUUGCUAUGUUUGUUGGAGUUAAUCAUCAUAAACAAACCAUUAUUUUUGGGGUAGCUUUAUUGUAUGACGAGACAACAAAAACUUUCAAUUGGAUAUUUGACACAUUUGUGAAGGCAAUGCAUGGAAAGAAGCCUAAAACUAUUCUGACCGAUCAAGAUCAAGCAAUGGCAAAUGCAUUAUCUACAAAAUGGCCGGAAACUUAUCAUCGACUAUGUGUCUGGCACAUGUACCAGAAUGCUGCAAAACAUCUUCACCAUGUAUUUGAGAAAUUUAAGGAUUUUGCUAAAUAUUUUAGUAGUUGUGUUUAUGAUUAUGAUGAUGAAGCAGAUUUUAUAGAUGCUUGGGACAAUAUGUUAGUUAAAUACGAUCUGGUUGGCAAUAGUUGGUUGGAAUGGGUGUAUAAUUUGAGAGAGAAGUGGGCACUAGUUUAUGGGAGACAGACAUUCUGUGCUGACAUGAGUACAACACAACGUAGCGAAAGUAUGAAUGCUCAAUUACGGAGUGAUAGGCGUUAUGAAGAAAGUGUGGCAGAUUUCAAGACUAAACAUAGUUCUCCAGCUUUACCAUAUCCAGUUCGAAUUUUAAAACAUGCAUCAAUUAUUUACACUGCCGAAGUGUUUGAGUUAUUCCAAUGUCAAAUUUGGAAAGCAUGGGAUUGUAUAAUAGAAGAAGAGGAGGUUGUUGGCACAACUUAUAGGUAUAAAGUUUAUCCUCCAAGGAAAAAGAUUGAUCAUUUUGUUACAUAUAACCCAGAAAAUGAUACUAUUUCAUGUAGCUGUAGAAAAUUUGAGUUUGUAGGGAUACUUUGUUCACAUGCAUUGAAGCAUAAGCUGUCUACUCGACAAGUAGAUGAAAAAAUAUGUUCGAGGAUACGAUUUCAAGAAUUGGGUAAAUUAUUUACCCACUUUGCAGGAGUUGCAGCUCAAAGUGAAGAUACUUACAAAUGGGCUUUAGAUGUACACCAAAAGUCAUUAGCGGAAGUAGAAGCACGUCUAAAGAAAUUGAUAUGUGGAGAAGAGGAUGAUAAUGAGGAAGAGAGUUUAGAUUGUGAAGAAAAUGUUAAUGUAGAGCUGCAAUGUGAUACCUUAACAGUGAAAGGAAUAAAAAUGAGAGGCAGUAGUCCUGGGAGUAGGGGGCGUGGAAGAGGUAAUGGCUCCAAUAAUGGUUCUACUCGUUGCAAGAGUUCCUUAGAAAAAGGUCGUACUCGCAAAAAACAUUGCACAAAUGAUCAGGUCAGCAAAACAACUUUUUCAGAAAUGAAUUAUACUCCUACUUCUGAGAGGCAAAUGGAUUAUACCAUCCCAUUGUCAAAUAAUUACCCUAUAGCACAUUUCAGUUAUACUACUCCUUUCUUCUACGAAGAUGUUGAUACUGUUGACCUUGGCUCAGGAAGUUUAACUCAACUCCUAAAUGAUGAUGAAUCACACGUUCCAUGA
Molecule: messenger RNA, 2196 nt
Organism: Chenopodium quinoa (quinoa)
Lineage: Eukaryota; Viridiplantae; Streptophyta; Magnoliopsida; Caryophyllales; Amaranthaceae
Product: protein FAR1-RELATED SEQUENCE 5-like
Exons: 5
Coding region: 1-2196 (731 amino acids)
Biological process (GO): regulation of DNA-templated transcription
Molecular function (GO): zinc ion binding
Source: RefSeq, a predicted model, not a curated record